GUAUAACGUCGAUACAGCUUUAAUAUUAAAAAAACAUAAUACGAAAGGUGGAAAAAUUUGUGAAUAUCAGAUAAACUGUGUAAUUGAAGUGAUGUAACAAACCGCAAAAAAGUGAACUUGAUAAAGGUGUUUAGAAUUGACGUGGAACGAUUUUGACUUCCGAUUUGAAAUAAAUUUAAAAGAAUGCAGCGACAAGAGGAGCGACAGUGGAAACAGCAGCGACACGAGAAGCGGAAAGGUGAUAAUGAGAAUACGGGUAACGUAAUCGUGCAACACUGAGAGAGAGAGAGAGAGUAAGAGGGAAAAAAAUAAAUUGAGGAUUGUAGAAUAGAAGGGAAAGAGAGGAGGAGAAAUGGGGCGGUUCGAGGCUCGAUUAAAUACCGAUUAAAAAAUGUAGUGCUUGGAACGAGGAGCUGAUCCUCCGUCAGAUAUGUCUCUCGAAAAUCUGUUGAAAACACCCUACGACGAAUCGAAUAACAGCGACGACUUCAACCAACCGACCGAAAUUCCCGCUUCCGCCGCAGAUUCGGCAAAUUCAACGAACACCUCUGGAUACGCUCACAUUUACUUGAGCACCGUUCAAGUAGCAACCACCGGCACUCCAAAUUCUUCCGAAAAUAUAAACCAGUACUAUUUUUAUCGGAAGGAGCAGUUCACCGUUCUUUGGCUUCUCUUUACCGUCAUAGUUGCCGGGAAUCUUGGAGUUCUGGGUUGGCUUCUACGGGGAAAAAGGCGAAAGUCAAAAAUGGACUUCUUCAUCAAACAGCUCGCUUUUGCAGAUCUACUGGUCGGUCUGAUUUCCGUACUCACGGACAUCGUAUGGCGAACCACGGUUGCUUGGUACGCCGGAAACGUCGCCUGCAAAUUAAUCAGGUUCAUGCAAGCUGUGGUCACCUACAGUUCGACCUACGUUUUGGUCGCCCUUUCGAUCGACCGAUACGACGCCAUUACCCGACCAAUGAACUUUUCCGGAAGUUGGAACAGAGCUCGAGCCCUGAUCGCCGUCGCUUGGAGCCUCUCGAUCUUCUUCAGCAUGCCGAUAAUAUUUCUAUACGAGAGCAAAACUAUACAGAACAUCGAGCAGUGCUGGAUCGAGCUCUCCUCCCCGACGAAAUGGAAGAUCUAUAUGAGCCUGGUCAGUUUUACCUUGUUCAUCGCGCCCACGCUGAUAAUAGGAGGGUGUUACCUGGUCAUUGUGGUCACCAUAUGGUCGCAGGGUGGAGCCCUGAGGCCAGGGCCGGCACGAGAUACGAGGAGGGCGUCAUCCCGGGGGCUGAUACCAAGGGCGAAGAUAAAGACCAUCAAAAUGACGCUGGUCAUUGUUUUCGUUUUCGUAAUCUGCUGGAGUCCUUACAUCAUUUUUGAUCUUCUGCAAGUCUACGGGCAUAUCCCUAAGACCCAGACGAACAUCGCUGUUGCCACGUUUAUCCAGAGCCUUGCGCCCCUCAAUUCAGCCGCAAAUCCAAUUAUAUAUUGUCUCUUCAGCACAUCUCUCUGCAAGAGCAUACGUAAUUUGCAGGCAAUAUCAUGGAUCUCUGGAUGGUGUCCCGCGAAUCCGCAUCACUGCUUCGGCUCGGGUUCGAGUCAGAACAGCACCCGUACGACGGUUACCACGUCUUUGACGGCUCAUUCGUCGAAGAAGAAACGCGUAAUGGUCUCCAUCGUGUAAUUCUGCAGCUGCAUCGGACAAGAGAUUGCGCCCGAAAUUGACUGCAGUCUCGCGGCAUGGACGAGAGAUCCACUAACAGGAAAUGCGAUAGCAGAAACCCCGGGGCUAGUCAUGAAACCGAAAGAACCAGCGAGAACCGGAGAGAGAAAAUAUCUCCUUUCUGCAGCAGUUUCACCCCAUCCCCUCGAAUUCAGUGUCUUAUUACUUAUUCCAAUGUGCGGUGUAUUCGUAUAGGCAUAUACACACCAACUUUCUUUCGUCUCCCUGAUGUAUUCAGUCGCUUGCUUGCGAAUUACACAUGUUUCACUGUUCAAAAUUUCGAGUUGGUACUUUUCGUGCGUACGCCUUCUCGGGCAAAAACCGCAAUUUGACUACUUCAAUUCGAGGGAUGCGUACGUGCUGGUGAAAAAUUUGCAUGGAACUCGUGUGAAGUUCACGUAAAUUUUCACGAGCUCGUAUGGCCUUUAAAUUACGUGCUAAAGUUGAAAAAAAAUUGUCAACAGUGUAUGUGUAAUUUCAUUUUGUUUCUCUACCAUCAGCACAGUAUCAAAUUAUAUUAAUACAUAUUUGGCUCGUUCUGCCAAUAAGAACUUCAAAAAUCCAGUAUUACUUCGUUAAUAUCGAAAUUCUUCAUUAACUUGCGUUUAACUCACCAGUCUCACUCUAUUUUUCUCUCUGACCCUAAAACAAGGCAAUUAUGACAUUGACCGACCUUACUUACUUUUUAUUUCGUCUAAAUGUUACAUGAACAAUUUAGCACGGGAUAAUAAAUUCGCUUGCAUUAAUCCAAUCCCGGUUACAUUUGACCGAAAUCCGCCUGCAUUACGGCAACUGAGAGUACAUUUUACCGAUCGACAUUUGUUUCACGAUUCAAGAUUGGCCAGAGAGUCAGGAUUUAUCGAAUCGUGAACAACGAGACAAAUGUCGAUCGGUAAAAUGUACCUUAAAUUGCAUAAACGCAGGCGAAUCCGAUGUCACAUUGCCCAUUUAACAUUUUUUCGUAGCGAACCGUCACACCGAAUGUAACACAAUUAGGUAAUCGAUCAAAUUUCGGCACAGCGUCAUAGAAUUUUCCUGCUUAUUCGGAUUAUUAUGUUAUAUCUUUAAUAGGUUAAUCGCUCAUCUAACCCAAAUGAAGAUUCACGGGAGUUCACAUUAGAACAAGUAAUGUUUAUUAACGAUUAUUGAUUACUCUUACAUGUUUUCUAAUGCCAGUCGGCGUGGGCCAUAGAAAAGUUUGUUCUUUAGAUAGGACGUCUCUUUCGUGUCUAACUUGUCCAUCGGACCUUGGCCUAAUUAUUUUUAUAUUCAAGCUAGAACAAUUAUACUAAUAACAGUAAGAAAAGAAAAGGAGUAACAUAAAUGUGAAUAGGUAAAGGGGAGGAGCAGGUAAGUUUCAAGAAAUAACUGUGGCUCGAAUUUAACACGAGCAUCGAGUGAUCAGCCGGGUUUCAAGCGGGGACACGUGUCAAUCCGACGUGCAGUUUGAGGGUGUCUUUGAGACGAGUCAUCCAAUCUGACCACCGCUGAGGGAAUGGCGGAGUCGUUCCUUUCAGUUCCUUCAUUCGAGGUGGGGGGCACCUGAAUUUGAUUAAAAAAGGGAAGAGGUUUCGGCUCGUGUGUGUAACGCGCGAUAGGGUGCGACACGGUUUUAGAGCGGGUGCACAGCGCCUGUGUAACAACCUGAAAUCUCGCGAAAUCGAGUAUCGACCUCGCGUCUUCUGCGAUAGUUAUACGGGCAUUGCUCUGCCCUGCUCGGCUCGGGUCUCGAUCGAUAAAUAAGGCUCAACGUUAACCGGUCCCCAAAAUCAGCCACCCCCGCUGUGAUACGGGACCUUCUAUACAGCGAUCAGUUAACCCCAACUAUGUAAUGCCUCGCUACCCCGUCUGGCAACCUACAAUAUUGUACAACUGUUUUCAAUUUGUUCCAGUAAUAACCUGCAGCCCUUAAGCGUCUCUUUGAGCCAUUCUUGUUCUUACCUCGAAAUUGUUAUCGCGGGUUAAUCGUCCGCGAAAAGAGUAGUCGAACAACGUCAUACCCGUAAUUACGAUAGCUCUCUAACUACACUUGCCGUAUUACUAUAUCUAUUAGGG
Messenger RNA from Neodiprion fabricii, 3763 nucleotides. It is a transcript of the gene CCAP-R, whose product is annotated as cardioacceleratory peptide receptor. Gene Ontology annotation, cellular component: membrane. The transcript has 7 exons. The record is from RefSeq and is a predicted model, not a curated record. Gene Ontology annotation, molecular function: vasopressin receptor activity. Gene Ontology annotation, biological process: G protein-coupled receptor signaling pathway. NCBI's taxonomy places the organism in Eukaryota, Metazoa, Arthropoda, Insecta, Hymenoptera, Diprionidae. The coding region runs from base 431 to 1669 and encodes 412 amino acids.